CGGCGUCUCCUUGAUCGGGGCAAGAUCAUCAAGCUUGUGUGAAUCUGUGAAAAGUUGUCAGCCCCGAAAUACGAAGAAACUCCUCCCGUCUUCAGAUUAUGAGCAAUCAACAGCAGGGUGAAAUGGCCGCUUCUGACCGCGGUGGAGGCUUCAGUCAGAAGAGAAACAAGUCACAAGACUCACAGCAGCCAUCUCCACUCGCACUGUUGGCGGCUACCUGCAGCCGCAUUGACACGCCAGGCGAGAGCGACGCCUCUGCCGAACAGCAGCAGCUCGAAAUCAAUCAAGGUGUCUUCACCUCCCCUGGAAACGGCUGGCAGGUUGUUCCCAUCAGUGUUCAGUCAUCUUCCUGUGGCAACACUGUCACCACCGACUCCUCGGGCAUCAUGGCAGGAGCAGACACCAAGAAUAGGCAGGUUCUUUCCCCGUCGUCCACCACAGCGAGCACCCAAGCCCAGCAGCAACAGUAUGUGCUUGCUCCAGCUCAGUCACUUCCAGGCCAACAGGUUCUUGCCACCAUACCAGGUGUAAUGCCCAACAUCCAGUACCAGUUUAUUCCACAGUUCCAGACUGUAGACGGACAGUCUCUGCAGUUGGCCCACCCUCAGCAAGAAUCUACCGCCACGGCAGCUCCAGGACAGCAGUUUCAGAUUGUUGCAUCUCCAAACGGCCAGCAGAUUAUUGCAUCCAGACCUGGAGCAGCAGGAGGCCUCAUCACGAUGCCGAGUCUCAUUCAGGGUGCAAUCCCCAUCCAAAAUAUAAGCCUUGGCAAUGGAGUGUUGCAGAACCAGCCACAGUUUCUGACAAAUAUGCCAGUCUCUUUGAAUGGAAACAUCACUUUGUUGCCUGUCAGCGCUGGAGUAACUGGAGCAGGAGGAGAUGCUAACAGUGGUGGAGAUAGUGGAGGAAGCCAACUCAUCCAGCAGCAGCAGCAGCAACAACAACAACAACAGCAGCCAGUGUCCUCCAACAGUGGGAUGAGCUACAUAACCAGCGCGUCUACUGCAACCACACAAGCCACCUCCUCUUUUGGAAUGACACAAACUCAAAACACCACCACAGCGGUGAGUGGAACUUUCCAGCAGAACCCAGCACCUAUAGGCGUCACAAUACAGCCUGACAACAGAGAUGGACAACAGCAACAGCCACAACAACAACAACAACAACAGCAACAGCAGCAGCAGCAACAGAUACUCAUCCAGCCUCAGCAGGUCAUUCAGAGUGGAACUCCCCUCCAGACCAUCCAGACAGGUACAGGUCAGGUCUUCGCUGCACCAACACUUAGCCAGGAAGGCCUUCAGAAUCUUCAAAUCAUGCCCAACACGGGUCCCAUCCUGCUGCGUACGGUCGGGCCAAACGGCCAGGUGAGCUGGCAGACUCUUCAGAUCCAGAGUCCACCCGGGGCACAGAUCACAUUAGCCCCAGUUCAGUCACUUCCUCAACUGGGCCAGGCCACCGUAGCUCCUGGAGCUGGAGGACUCUCUGUAAACACAGUGCAGAUCCCUGGAAUACAAACCAUAAAUCUCAACUCACUCGGGGGCUCCGGCCUGCAGAUGCACCAAGGGCUCAUCAGCACCCAGACAGGAGAGCAGACGUUGCAAGGUGGUGGGGAAAACCUGGAUGAAAGCAACGUCAUGGAUGAGGAGGAUAUGAGCCCUCCUCAGCAGGGGCGACGGAACAGAAGAGAGGCCUGCACCUGCCCCUACUGCAAGGACGGAGAGAGUCGCAGAGACCCGACUAAAAAGAAGCAGCAUAUCUGCCAUAUCACCGGAUGCAACAAGAUCUACGGAAAGACCUCGCACCUGAGGGCCCAUCUCCGCUGGCACACCGGGGAGCGGCCUUUCGUCUGCAGCUGGUCCUUCUGCGGGAAGAGAUUCACCCGCUCAGACGAGCUUCAGCGCCACAAGAGGACACACACAGGAGAGAAACGAUUUGCGUGUACAGAGUGCACAAAGCGCUUCAUGCGGAGCGACCACCUCUCCAAACACAUCAAGACUCACUUCAACAAGAAGGCGACGGCACUGGGACACAGUAGCCCCACGGUUUCCAACGAGGCAGAGUCACCAGCUGGACACGAAAACAGCAUCAGCGACCAGCACACCAUCGUCACCAUGGAGACCUUAUCGGCCGAGAGCCUUGCCCGGUUAGCCAGUUCAGGGAUCAACAUGGUGCAGGUGGACAUCAGCCAUAUUAACGGCAACAGCUACUAAAGUGGAGGUCUUUGAGGAAUUUUACAACGUAUAUAAAAAAAAAAAAGAAAAGGGUGCACCAACUGACCAGAAGCGGUCAAUCAUGCAACACAAGGGGACACUGAUGAUGCACAAAUGCUUAUUUUUCUGUUUUAUGGCGUCAUGUUUUGGGGUGAUAGUUUGUCAAAAAAAAGUGACAGUACACUCACACCCCCACCAGGAGGAGCCAUUAGAGACAAUGCAAUAAAUCAUUUGUUUUUAAGCUCUCUAAACCAGUUCUGGAGAACAGCUCUCUCCCAUUGGGUGCUACGACCACCAUUUUGUCUUCCAAAGGUCUGCAGGGCAUCAUCUCCACCUGCGCACGCAGCAGUGGUAGGAACUGUGGACGGCGCAGCAUAGGAAAUUUUUGUGGGAGAAUGAACCGAGCGCAAUAAUCUGAGAACCUUUGUAUGUACACAAACUUUGAAGCCAUCAUGCUUAAAUACGUUUAUUUCAGUUUAACCUUUUUGACUGUUUUUCAAAUGUGUAUAUAAUAUUAUAUGGUAAGAAAUAUUCAUAAUUUGUUAGCAUAGGCAGGGAUGAUCAUAGCCUUACAGUUGUCGACCUCUAAUGCACAAUUUUUUAUACAUGAAUUGUAGAUGACAGGGUACAUGUUGUAUUCUACAACCAUUAUCUUCUGUUCUAACAUAUUUGCCUUCACUUGUAAAGAUUUCUUUAUGCAGUUUUCAGUAAUGGAAAAAAAGAACUAAUGCAAAUACAAACCAAAGUCUCAUGAGCAGAACUACUUUGGUUUUUUUCAACUUUCAUUUUUUCCAAAUCAAUUUGAGUUAAAAGUCACUUCUAUUCGUACAACAGUCCUGUACACAUUUGUCUGUGUAAACUCCAAAAAAAAAGUUUUACAAAUGUUGCUGCAUUUCCAAUGAGGCAUUGUAUUUUGUUAACUGUGAAUGCCAACGGCUGGAUUAAAAAUUGAAUCAUUUCUUAAUAAAGUGAAC
This is a messenger RNA of Synchiropus splendidus (mandarinfish), 3184 nucleotides long. RefSeq names its product sp1 transcription factor (gene sp1). Gene Ontology annotation, biological process: regulation of transcription by RNA polymerase II. Gene Ontology annotation, molecular function: RNA polymerase II cis-regulatory region sequence-specific DNA binding; DNA-binding transcription factor activity, RNA polymerase II-specific. Lineage: Eukaryota; Metazoa; Chordata; Actinopteri; Syngnathiformes; Callionymidae. The record is from RefSeq and is a predicted model, not a curated record. The coding region runs from base 99 to 2210 and encodes 703 amino acids. The transcript has 6 exons.